UUGUCCAGCAGCGCUUUGCAGCCUUUUAAAAGGAUGAUAGAUGUGAUUCCAGUGAAUGUGAUGAUCUCUCCCUCUGUAAUCUGGGCGUCAUUAGUAAGUCAGUAUUAGUCAUGGUGAUUGCUGAGCCUAGGUGUGUGGCCGCCCAGUUUAGCUGCUCCUGAGUCUCGGAACAGGAGGAGCUAAUCAUCGAGAAACUUCCAACCAAAUAGUACCGUCGACGAUGGACAACCGGGCUGAUUUACAGACCCUCUACGCCAGGCUGUAAUCACCCUCAGACCACGCCUGACAGUAAGGAUGAAGACGAUACUUCAAUGACCUCUUUUGGCAUGACCGUGCGAGGCCUCCCUCUGGCCUUAGCAUCCAUGACGCAAACCGCUACCUCUGACUCACGUUUCCACCCAAAAUGGCGAGCGAUCGCUAUGGCGACCCUGCUGGCUUUAGUGCUCAUGUUAUAUUUGCACCGGACUGCAGAGGACUGGGACGGUCCAACCAAAGGUUACUACCGCAACAGGGUUCACAGCUUUCAGAUGCUCAGUCAGGGAGAGGAUGAGAUCUUCAGGGACACAAAUAGACAAACUGCACGAAACCUCGCCCGCCAGCACAGAAGGGAAAAACCAUACAAUUACACAUAUCCGUUAAGUCCGCCUGAGAAGACACUGCAUGGCACCCGCUACCGUAUAGGUGUGAUUGCAGACCUGGACACAGCAUCGCAGAGCUCGAAGGAUCAGACGUGGUUCAGCUACAUGAAAAAAGGUCACCUGAGCGUUUCAGCAUCCGGCGACAGACUGGAAGUGGAAUGGGAUCCAGAAGUGGUCACCCUGGAGAGCCACCUGGCUGAGAAAGGACGAGGUAUGGAGCUGUCUGAGCUGGUGGUGUUCAAUGGUCACCUGUACACUGUGGAUGACCGCACAGGUGUGGUGUACAGGAUUAAUGGCAACCAGGCAGUUCCUUGGGUUAUACUACCUGAUGGUGAUGGCUCAGUCUCCAAAGGUUUCAAGGCCGAGUGGCUUGCAGUGAAGGAUGAGCACCUGUUUGUUGGAGGCCUGGGGAAAGAAUGGACGACGACCUACGGAGACGUCAUCAACAACAAUCCAGAGUGGGUGAAAGUUGUUGGAGUCGGUGGCGAGGUGGAGCAUCAAAACUGGGUGCCACUCUACAACACCCUGCGAAGUGCAGCAGGGAUCAAACCACCAGGCUAUCUUAUCCACGAAUCAGCAGCUUGGAGUGAGCGUCUCCAGCAGUGGUUCUUCCUCCCUCGCCGUGCCAGUCACGAGCGUUAUGAAGAGACUGCAGACGAGCGGCGUGCCACCAACUUCCUCUUGUCCUGCCCCGCAGACUUCAGCUCCAUCACUGUGCGGCGCGUCGGACCUCUCAACCCCACGCGCGGUUUCUCCUCUUUUAAAUUUGUCCCGGACACGGACGAUCAAAUUGUCCUGGCCCUAAAAUCAGAGGAGGACGCAGGCAAGAUUGCCACCUAUAUAAUAGCGUUUACACUAGACGGCCGGGUGCUGCUUCCUGAGACAAAGAUAGGAGAUGUAAAGUAUGAAGGGCUGGAGUUUAUUUGAAAGGGGCAGGGCUGAAGGUGCCGCUUUCCUCCAUGUUAAGCAGAUUAAAAAGGUGACUGACUUUUAAAUUCCUGUUCAGGUUUCAGUUGAAUACGGUGUGACCAAUUUUAGACAUUAUGUAAUUAUGAUGAUUGAGAGGCACGAGGAAAGAUGAGCGGGAAACCCCGAAGGACAGUUAUGUGUCAUCAGCCACAGAGUGGCUGACUGAUGCAGCCAAAAACAGAUGUUUUAAAAGGCGUAUCUACUUAAUUCCAGCACUGCUACACUGCUGUUUAAACCUCCUGGUUUGACACUACUGAGCCUGUUAAACACCAGGUAAAAUCUAGAUCUCCUUUCCCAAAGCCAAACUCUGCAGGUCAGACACUCAGGGAAACGGGGUGAAAAAGCAUUUAAGAAAAAAAUUGAAAUUAAUGUUCUUACAUUAAUAUUUAAGGUCACUCGUUGCUUUGAGUUGAUCUGUAUAGACACAGAUUUUUUUGUCAUAAUAUAAAUGCGGUCUAGACAUGUUCACUAUAUCUAUUAUAUAUAUAAAUCUAUAUUUAUAUGUAAACUGUGCUAUUCUACACAAGCCCAGAGGGAUGUGCUAUGAAGCAAAGUUGAUCAGUUAGUGAAAUAUGUCUAAGGUCAAAAGUUUUCAUUGUCUCAAAGGUGACGUGUCUUUUACUGUUGGCAGAGACCACAAUGCUGAACAUGUAAUUUGGGUUUUACAUCAGAAUUUUGUUUAAAAUCAGCUGUAAGCGCCACAUGUUUACUCAGUUUUAUUUUUUUUUUUUGAUGACAUGCUCUAAGAGUGAUUCCUUUUCACCUGAGAGGAUACAUUUUUAUAUAUGACAUGUUCAGGUAGUAAUACUGCUGCAAAGCCGUUCAGUAAAGUUACUGCAGUGGCAACUGUUAGUGAGACAGAAAAUUCAUUAAAUAGGUGUGUUUUUGUUAGGUCCUGCUUUGCUAAGUUGAGUUUGCACUGUCAGUAGGACAGCCUAUAGAGGACAGAUCAGAGAAUUGAUUAGUCUUUAAUUAUAAAUCAACAAAAAUUAUUCAUUUAUUUGGGCCAGAAACUAAAGCGACCCAGGUGUCUGAGUUGAAUGCAGUUUAUUUAAACAGAUCCAGUUUAAUGUUUAAAAGCUACAAUGCACAGCUGUCGUGUUAGAAAUAACCAGCAUCAAGUGUGCAUUGCAUUAGUACAAUAGUCCAAUUUUUUUUAUUCUUCAUGACCCAUUUCUCCUGACUGGCACUUCAUCAAUUUUGUGCAUUAGAGGGGGUCAAGAUGUCUCCUUUUAUUGUAGAGAGCCUGAAGCAAAAGGGAUAAAGCUGCUUCCAGCAGGAUGUCAGCCCUCUUACCCACAUUAGCUUUAGUAGAUCUGUAGGCUUAUUGAGAGGAACACGAGAAAUCUGCUGACCUACAACAUGCUGUGACGUCAAACACACACCUGAAAUUUCAUCUGGAUGGAAGUGUUUUGUCUUGUGUUUUCUUUAUGGACUCAAACAGGUGUUGUACAAUUCUAUUCAUUUACACACAAUAAACUGGUUUCCUCCUUUCUCUUGGCUGGUCGGGCAUUUGCCGCUGUAGGCAGCGGUCAGGCUCUAAAUUUAUAGAACUUUGUGGCGCCAACAGGAGUUCUUGCACUUUAUUCACUGCAGCAACAAACUGUUGUUUGGUGCAAACCAUUAAAAAUAAUGGGUUUCACAUCGAAGGAGUGCUGCCGACACGUCCUGCGUGAAAGCUUCUUAUCAAAGCUGAUAGCCGUUAUUUUUCACUUAAGGAUUUGUCAAGCCAGAAAUGCGAAGAAAGCCUGGCCAAGCUGAGCUUGCUUCAUAAUACACCCCUCACCUCAAAAGUUGCCUCACAUAUGUUGAAUAAUUAUGAGCUUCUCAAGACAACAUGUGAAACACCAGCUGUUUAAUGUAACCAUAAUUAAACAUAUAUUAAUAUAUUUCCUGUAUCCUCUGAAAAGAUAUAAAAAUGUCUUCAUCUUGCUUAAAUAUCUUGAGUGCCACCUCCAGUGAAAUGUGAUUUAAACGACAAAAAUUUCAAUGUUGCAUCUGCUGUCUUUUAUGUUUAUUUAACUUUAUUAAAUCAACAAAUUGAUCUACAAAAA
Archocentrus centrarchus (flier cichlid) is the source of this 3661-nucleotide messenger RNA. It is a transcript of the gene cant1b, whose product is annotated as calcium activated nucleotidase 1b. The transcript is spliced from 5 exons. Gene Ontology annotation, biological process: proteoglycan biosynthetic process. The coding region runs from base 312 to 1565 and encodes 417 amino acids. The record is from RefSeq and is a predicted model, not a curated record. Lineage: Eukaryota; Metazoa; Chordata; Actinopteri; Cichliformes; Cichlidae. Gene Ontology annotation, molecular function: UDP phosphatase activity; GDP phosphatase activity; calcium ion binding.